Molecule: messenger RNA, 1331 nt
Organism: Oryzias latipes (Japanese medaka)
Lineage: Eukaryota; Metazoa; Chordata; Actinopteri; Beloniformes; Adrianichthyidae
Product: synaptonemal complex protein 3
Biological process (GO): spermatid development; meiotic cell cycle
Cellular component (GO): synaptonemal complex
Source: RefSeq, a predicted model, not a curated record
AAUGGCACGAGGACAGAAGCCAGUCUUCAGUGGCGGGAAGAGUCGCGUUUUUGCUUGUUAUGCUAAGUUUUCUUUUGUUCUUGUGCCCCGUUUAUAGCUAAUGUGCCGCUAAAAUUGUGGUUUGAGUGUUGUUCGUUUUAUAAAAGUUUUACACCGGGUGUUUCUGUCUGAUAGUCGUCAACUGUAAAUCAUCUUUCAAAAUAGUUUUUUUUUUUUUUCUGAGCAGAAGCUAGCUUUAGCCUAUCUCUGCUCUCUGGACCCAGCCCCACAGAAAAUGGCAUCAAAGAAGAAACAAAAGCUGAAGAAGGAACUGAGGGGUUCCGAAAAUGCCAGAGAAGUGGACAAAGUGGCAAAGAAGAGAUCAGCUGCUAGCUUUGAGGAAGAAGAAUUUGGAUGUGCUGAUGAUGUUGGGAACGAAGUUCAAUCCAUGUUGGAAAAGUUUGGGGCUGAAAUCAACAAGGCGAUGCACGCCAAGCAAAAGCACCUGGAGGGCCUGACUAAGAACCACAUGGUGGGAAGUCAGCACAAGCUGGAGCAGCUGUGGAGCAACUACCACGGCCAGAGGAAGAAGACAACCCAGCAGUUCUCUCAGCAGGUGUCUGCUGCGCUUCAGCAAUGGGAGGCUGAAGCACAUCGCUCUGAAGAGCAGGAGGAGAAGCUCAACAAUUUGUUCCGGCAGCAGCAGAAGAUCCUGCAGCAGGCCCGAGUUGUGCAGAACCAGAAGCUGAAAGGCGUCAAAGAGUUGUACGAGCAAUUUGUGAAGAAUAUGGAGGAGAUGGAGAAAAGUCACCACGAGUUCCUGCAAGGGGCACAAGAAGAACUGAAGCAGGAAAUGGCCACGUUGCAGAAGAAACUGCUUAUGGACGCACAACAUAAGGAGAUGGCCACAGUCCGCAAGUCGCUGCAGACCUUGUUCUUCUAGACGGCUGUUACCACGGUGACGGACAAGUUACACAGAAAUGUUGCUCCAGUCUGAGUUGUUCAUAGUACUGUCUCAGGUUCUUUUUUUUUUCUCCUGCGUUGCACAGUAGACCUUUUUAUCACAUCAUCUCGUAAAUAUUCUGAAGGCUGCACUGAGCAUGCUCAGUUUGACCCUGUAAGCUGCAGAAAAGCAGACAUGUUCAGAUGAAAUUGUGUUUCAUUUCACAAUCCCCUAGUUUGUAUGUUUUCUAUUUAACUGUAUAUUACAUAUUAACAUAUUCUAUUUAUAUAACCGAUUGUCCUUACUCUGAAACAUUUCAUUGGUACUUUUUAUGGUUUUAGCUUUUUUUUCUGUAAUUGUGAAAUAUGUUUAGUACAGUUUCUGUGCAUUAAAAGCCAGGAAAACAAGA